AUGCGCCUGCUGCUGCUGUUCUACCUCCUCCGCCGGCUUGCAGAAAUAUGGAGCGUGGUCUUCGUGAUGAACCCAGAACCAGGCAUAACUCCUGACACCCAGGGGCUGGUCCUUCAAAAUGGACAGACUGAUGGCCCCCACUGGUCACAGAAAAGCAGAGGCACCCUAGUUGCUCAGGAGAGAGGCUCAUCUGCCAUCACUGGCCCAAAAGCAAUGAGCAGCCUAGAGGGGGGCUCGUUGACUGUGCAGUGUCAAUACACCCCUGAGUGGGAGAACUCUGUGAAGUGGUGGUGCCGAGGAGCUGCUUGGAGCAGCUGCAAGUUCGUCGUUAAAACCACUGGAUCAGAGAAGGAGGUGAAAAAGGACCGCGUGUCCAUCAGGGACAAUAGGAAAAGCCGCACCAUCACCGUGAUCAUGGAGAAGCUCAGGCUAAACGAUGCAGACACUUACUGGUGUGGGAUUGAGAAAUUUGGAACUGACCUUGGGGUCCAAGUUAAAGUGACCAUUGACCCAGCACCAACCACAGUGCCGGCCACCGCUCCUGCCACCUCUGCUAUCAACAUGUUCACAGUGCCAGUCAGCUUGGAAGAGACCAGUGGCUCCCCGGCUGUGACCAGCCCCGGAUCCAACAGCGGCAGUGUCCUCCUGAAGGCCAGCACCCUCCUUCCCUUCAUCUCUGCUGUGCUGCUUCUUCUCUUGAUGGUGGCCUCACUUGUGGUUUGGAGAAUGUUGAAACGACAGAAGAAAGCUGCUGGGAUAUCCCCAGAGCAGGAGCACCAAGGUCCAAAUGUAUCAGACAAGCCCUGUGCCCAAAUGGCCAUGUACUCAUGGCCCAGCUGCAAGGGCCGGGGAAGGGGCCAGGGCGUGCUUCAGCCCCUGGAGGGCGACAUCUGCUAUGCAAACCUGAGCCUGCAGCAGACUGAAAACUCUGGGUCCUCCCGGAAUUCCACGAGGCCCUCUUCCCCCGCCCAGGCCAGCACAGAGGAAGUUCAGUAUGUCACCAUGGCUUCCUUUCCCAGGGAGGACAUGGCCUGUGCAGCUCUGUCUUUGGAAACUUCAGAUCAAGAGCCAACCUAUAGCAACAUGGGGCAACUCAUCACCCGCAUUCCCAGCAGGAGCCAUGAGGAACCCACGGAAUACAGCACCAUCAGAGGGAGGCGAGAAGGUCACAGAGGAGAAGACAGUGUGAUGGUGGGAGCAAAGGUCGGAGUGAUGCAGCCAGGAUCCACAGAACGCCACAGCCUCCAGGAGCUGAAAAGGCUGUAG
Molecule: messenger RNA, 1266 nt
Organism: Lipotes vexillifer (Yangtze River dolphin)
Lineage: Eukaryota; Metazoa; Chordata; Mammalia; Artiodactyla; Lipotidae
Product: CMRF35-like molecule 1
Cellular component (GO): plasma membrane
Molecular function (GO): transmembrane signaling receptor activity
Source: RefSeq, a predicted model, not a curated record